This is a messenger RNA of Symbiodinium necroappetens, 1218 nucleotides long. NCBI's taxonomy places the organism in Eukaryota, Dinophyceae, Suessiales, Symbiodiniaceae. The record is from the annotation of a GenBank genome assembly.
AUGUCGGGAACAGUGGAUACUCCCAGCUCUGACGGUGUCAUUGCCGACACCCCGGACAUUUGGUAUGACCCUGUCAGGGAAGACCCUGUGCAAAGUUUCUCUUGGGAUGCUGGUGCUGAGGCCGAAGCCCAAGCUGAUGAAUUGGCUAGUGAACCUGACGAUCAGCCUGCUCCUAAGAGGAUCUUCGAGGAUGCAAGGUGGGCCGAAAGAGCUCAUGAGGCCAAGUUUCAGAAAGUAUGCAAGGAUUUACCGCGCAUGCCUUGGGAGCAGGGUGGAUGGGAGCUCAUCUUUGAGCCUUCCAAGAAUCCUCUUGUGCAAAGCUUGGCCAGCAGACUGCAGGUCUCUUAUGGGUCAGAGGAGGCCUGCCAUCUGCCCCCUACGAACCUGCCCUUUGCUUCCGACCUGCCCCAAAUUCCUUCGGCAGGGGUGAAGGCUAGGGACCCUGAUAAAGCGAGCCGGAUCCUUGGAUCGCUAUGGCAGAUGGGUCAUCCACCACAGGACAGCAUUGCGUGGAGGCCCUUCGAUUCUUGCAUGGUGUGGCUGCGUUCCAGUGCCUUGACCUUGAGUCUGCUUGAGCAGUUUGUGACUAUGGCAAAGGACAUCAAGGUCGAAGCAGAUGCUGAGAGUGGUGUGGUGUUAGUCCUGGCUGGAGCCCUCGGCUCCAAGACAGCCACCACUGCCGAGGCUAGGACCCGCAUACUUCCAUAUGUUGCCUUGGGCAAAGGGAUUAGCAACAUCUCCUGGGCAGAGGCCUGGCUGGAGGCCACCAACUAUCUUCGAGAGGCCUUGAUCUCCAUGGGUUGCCAUCCCGAUGAGGUCAUGGGUUAUGGCAGUCAUAGCAUGAAGUCUACUGUUCUGACUUGGUGUGGACGAAGCUCCUUGAUUCAAUUCUCGGAGCCGGAGCAGCGUGCCCUGGGUCAUCAUCUUGACCCAAGCAGCAAAUCCCCUCUCACCUACAGCCGUGAAUAUUACCUAAAGCUGUACGCCAAAGUUCUUGCAGUCUUCGACAGCAUAAGGCAAGGGCACUUUUGCCCGGACUUGCCAGGGGCAGCAAGUGUAGCAGCAAUGGCUCAGGCUCUAGGUGAAGGUCGUGCUGUCCCUCAGGUCAAUGAAGGGCCACUUGCAAAAGAGGGGCCGAGCAGGGCUGAGGACGAACUGGAGUCGGAUGACUCCGACCGUGCAUCGGUGGAACUUGAGGCUGAGCUAGAGCCGUCGGCU